AUGUUGAACAACAACAAUGGUUCAUUUGAAAACAUGGAACCUCAAACACCAACACCAACACCAGCUUCUUCUGAAACUUCUCAUACAACCAAACCAUUGGUUGAUAAUGUUGAUGAUUAUGAAUACAUCUAUGUAACAGAAGAACUUUCUGCUUGUUACACUACUGAAUGGGAUGCCAUGUUUGAAAGUGCUAGGGCACCUAUGUGUGAGGAUUUGUCAACCUAUUUUUUCAAUCCUCUUAAGCCACAAUUACCUUUGAAUGUUCUCAUACCAAGUGAGCCUCAAAACACUAGUGUUGGUGGUGACAACCUUGACUCAUGCAUAAUGGUUGUGGAUGAAUCUCACAACCAAAUUAUGGAUCCUGUUGAUACAGCAACAGCUGAUUCAUCUCUUAAGCCAAAGAAACGAGGCCGACCAAAGAAGUUUAAAUGUCUGAUAGUUCAAUCUGAUGUUGAUGCGGGCUCGUCGGUAGGGUUGCGAAAGGGAAAUCAACUCAAUGAAGCACCCAAGAAGAAACGUUUUCCCAAAUCUAAAUGA
Molecule: messenger RNA, 537 nt
Organism: Vicia faba (fava bean)
Lineage: Eukaryota; Viridiplantae; Streptophyta; Magnoliopsida; Fabales; Fabaceae
Source: the annotation of a GenBank genome assembly